Molecule: messenger RNA, 2197 nt
Organism: Trichechus manatus latirostris (Florida manatee)
Lineage: Eukaryota; Metazoa; Chordata; Mammalia; Sirenia; Trichechidae
Gene: GRN
Product: granulin precursor
Exons: 12
Coding region: 117-1904 (595 amino acids)
Biological process (GO): regulation of inflammatory response
Cellular component (GO): extracellular region
Source: RefSeq, a predicted model, not a curated record
UGGGGAGGCUCAGGUAGGCCUGGGCCUGGGCCUGAGCCAGUGAGUGGCCUCAGAAUCAAGGGUAGCGUGGGCUUAAGCUAGUUGCCAAAUGUUGCUUGGUAUUUUGCAGGUGUACCAUGUGGACCCUGGUGAGCUGGGUGGCCUUGGUGGCAGGGCUGGUGGCUGGAACACAGUGCCCAGAUGGUCAGUUCUGUUCCGUGGCCUGCUGCCUGGACCCAGGAGGAGCCAGCUACAGCUGCUGCAACCCCAUUUUGGACAAAUGGCCCUCUCUGCCCACAACAUGGAGCAGACGUCUGGGCCCCCCCUGCCAGACCGAUGCCCACUGCUCUGCUGGCUCCUCCUGCCUCCUCACUGUCUCGGGAACCUCCCGCUGCUGCCCAUUACCAGAGGCCGUGUCUUGCAGGGAUGGACGCCACUGCUGCCCCCGGGGCUUCCACUGCAAUGCUGAUGGGUGGUCUUGCUUUCGCAGACAAGAUGCCAACCCCUUGGGUGCUGUCCGGUGCCCCAAUAGCCAGUUCGAAUGCCCCAACUCCUCCACGUGCUGCGCUAUGCUUGAUGGCUCCUGGGGCUGUUGCCCCAUGCCCCAGGCUUCUUGCUGCGAAGACAAGGUGCACUGCUGCCCCCAUGGUACCUCUUGUGACCUGGCUAAGGCCCGCUGCCUCAUGCCCACGGGCACCUACCCCUUGGCCAAGAAGACCCCUGCACGGAAGACUAAUAGGGCAGUGGCCCAGCCCACUGCUGUCAUGUGCCCCGAUGCACAGUCCCAGUGCCCUGACGAUUCUACCUGCUGUGAGCUGCCCAGUGGGAAGUAUGGCUGCUGCCCAAUGCCCAAUGCCAUCUGCUGCUCCGACCACCUGCACUGCUGCCCCCAGGACACUAUGUGCGACCUGAUCCAGAGUAAGUGCCUCUCCAAGGAGAAUGCCACAGACCUCCUCACCAAGCUGCCCGCGCACACAGUGCAGGAGGUGAAAUGCGAUACGGAGGUGAGCUGCCCGGAUGGCUACACGUGCUGCCGCCUCUCUACAGGGGCCUGGGGCUGCUGCCCGUUUGCCCAGGCUGUGUGCUGUGAGGACCAUGUGCACUGCUGCCCGGCAGGCUUUAGGUGUGACACAGAGAAGGGGACCUGUGAGCAGGGGAACCGCCAGGAGCCCUGGAUGAAGAAGGCCCCAGCCCACCUCAGCCUGCCAGACCCCCAGGCCAUAGAGCGUGAUGUCCCCUGUGACAACGUCACCAGCUGUCCCCCCUUCAAUACCUGCUGCCGACUCCUGUCUGGGGAGUGGGGCUGCUGUCCUGCGCCAGAGGCUGUCUGCUGCUCGGACCACCAACACUGCUGCCCCCAUGGCUACACGUGCACGGACGAGGGGCAGUGUCAGCAGGGGGACAAGACGGUGGCUGCACUGAAGAAGAUGCCCGCCCGCCAGGCCUCCCUGUCUCACCCUAGAGACACCAGCUGUGACCAGCACACUAGCUGCCCAGUGGGGCAGACCUGCUGCCAAAGCCUGAGCAGGGGCUGGGCCUGCUGCCAGUUGCCCCACGCUGUGUGCUGUGAGGAUCGCCAGCACUGCUGCCCAGCAGGGUAUACCUGCAAUGUGAAGGCCCGCACCUGUGAGAAGGAGGUGGUCUCUACCCAGCCCGCCACCCAGCUGGCCCACAGCCUUCACGUGGGCGUGGGAGAUGUGGCAUGUGGGGAGAGCCACUUCUGCCGUGAUAACCAGACGUGCUGCCGAGACAGCCAUGGGGGCUGGGGCUGCUGUCCCUACCGCCAGGGCAUCUGUUGUACAGAUAAGCGUCACUGCUGUCCUGCUGGCUUCCGCUGUAAGGCCAGGGGUACCAAGUGUUUGCCCAAGGAGAUCCUGCGCUGGGACACCCCUGUGAGGGGCCCAGCUCAGAGACAGCUGCUAUGAGGUGGAACUAAGGACUGAAGACAUUCCACAGCCCUGGGGACCUUGCUCAGAGGGUGCCCACUGCUCAGGCCUCCCCAGCACCUCUCUCCCACCAAAUUCUCCCUGACACCCUUUGCAUUGAGUCCUUUUCCCCAUAGGAGGUGGGGCUUCCACCUAAGGCCUUCCCACUGGAAAGGGGGAACUUGUGGCAAAAGCCACAUUAAAAGCUGCCAUCCCCUCCUCCAAUUUCUGUGGACCCUGUGGCCAGGUGCUCUCCCCAUCCAUAGGUGUGCGUGUGCGUGCGUGUGUGUGUG